Messenger RNA from Phyllostomus discolor (pale spear-nosed bat), 4327 nucleotides. It is a transcript of the gene ALAD, whose product is annotated as aminolevulinate dehydratase. Gene Ontology annotation, cellular component: cytosol. Gene Ontology annotation, molecular function: zinc ion binding; porphobilinogen synthase activity. The record is from RefSeq and is a predicted model, not a curated record. NCBI's taxonomy places the organism in Eukaryota, Metazoa, Chordata, Mammalia, Chiroptera, Phyllostomidae. Gene Ontology annotation, biological process: heme biosynthetic process. The transcript has 12 exons. Bases 301 to 1290 code for a protein of 329 amino acids.
GACCUAUACUGUGCUGUGCGCCUGAAGCACUGGCAGUGCAGCCAGGGACCGUCCUGUGGGGAAGGUAUUUUUGCUCUGAAAGGUAGACUGUCGUGCUGCAGCUGGGUUGGGGUCUCCGCGGAGCCGCAGCCCUUGAGGGCCGCUGUCCGGGCCCCGCGUCUGCUCUCUGGGGUUUACUCCCUUGGACACCGCGGGAGCGGUGCUGCUGGAGCGGUGCAGAGCCCGAGCUGAGCAUCCAGCAGAUAUCCCGGGAGCCCUCCCUUCCAACCAGCUGGCUGCCCUGUGCCCUCCCUGCUCACCAUGCAGCCCCAGUCUGUUCUGCACAGCGGCUACUUCCACCCACUGCUUCGGACCUGGCAGACAGCCGCCGCCACCCUCGGUGCCUCCAACCUCAUCUACCCCAUCUUUGUCACGGAUGUUCCUGAUGAUGUACAGCCUAUUGCCAGCCUUCCAGGAGUGGCCAGGUACGGUGUGAACCGGCUAGAAGAGAUGCUGCGGCCCCUGAUAGAAGAGGGCCUGCGCUGCGUCCUGGUCUUUGGCGUCCCCAGCAGAGUUCCCAAGGACGAGCGGGGCUCUGCAGCCGACUCCGAGGACUCCCCGGCUGUGGAGGCGAUCCGUCUGUUGCGUAAGACCUUCCCCGGCCUCCUGGUGGCCUGCGACAUAUGCCUGUGUCCCUACACCUCCCACGGUCACUGCGGGCUUCUGAACAAGAAUGGGAUUUUCCAGGCCGAGGAGAGUCGCCAGCGGCUGGCAGAGGUGGCUUUGGCUUAUGCCAAGGCAGGAUGUCAUGUGGUAGCCCCGUCGGACAUGAUGGAUGGACGUGUGGAAGCCAUUAAGAAGGCAUUGCUGGCACAUGGACUUGGCAACAGGGUGUCAGUGAUGAGCUAUAGUGCCAAAUUUGCUUCCUGUUUCUAUGGGCCUUUCCGGGAUGCGGCUCAGUCAAGCCCAGCUUUUGGAGACCGCCGCUGCUACCAGCUGCCUCCGGGAGCCCGAGGCCUGGCCCUCCGAGCAGUGGACCGGGAUGUGCGGGAAGGAGCCGACGUGGUCAUGGUGAAGCCGGGAAUGCCCUACCUGGACAUCGUGCGGGAGGUGAAGGACAAGCACCCUGAGCUCCCUCUCGCCGUGUACCACGUGUCUGGAGAGUUUGCUAUGCUGUGGCACGGAGCCCAGGCUGGGGCGUUUGAUCUCAAGGCUGCUGUCCUGGAGGCCAUGACCGCCUUCCGCAGAGCAGGUGCCGACAUCAUCAUCACCUACUACACACCUCAGCUACUGCAGUGGCUGAAGGAGUGAUGGAGAGAGUGUGCGAGACCCAAGAACUAGGACUGUACAAAGGUCCCGGGGCCUUGGAGAAGUGAAAACCAAAGUAAAUGCUGCUUUUAGAACUGUGCCCUGUGCCCUAUUCCUGCUCACAUGCUGGCAGGUGCCCAGCAGUGCCAGGUGACUUCUGCCAGCGUGCCAAAUCUCACCACUCGCAGCCACAUCUCCCUGGGUUCCCCCAAGCUUCUCCACCCUCCUCAGGGCCAGCUCUGAAGCCAUCUCUGCCACCGUAGGUCCUUCCUCUGGAGUGGUUUUAGCUAGAAAGCUCCCAGGAGUCACGGGCACAGGUUUGUGAUGCCCGGGAGAGGGGUUUGGAGCGUUAGGGGAAGAGGAAGGCAGUUGGAUCCUCAGAAGCUCUGGAAAACCCAAGGCCUCUGGCAGCAUUGCUGGGCACAGGGACUGAGGCCUAGAUUGACCUGUCCGGGUUCAGAGUUGAGAUUUGCUGUGAUUCCACUGGAAGGCGAUUCUCCCAGGCCAGGGGUCACCAGGCUGCCUGAGAUCUGCUCUACCCGGAGCCAUAAACCCAGAAAAGAGUUACUCUACUGAGCAGAAACAUUGCCUGGGGAUUACAAUGCAGCAGCAAAGAGAGAGAUUCUGAGUGUUGGAGAUGGCCACCACUGAACAAGCUUUUUAUUAAAGAGAUAUUUUUGAGAGCGUACGCGCCACGCCCAGGCACGGUGCCGGGUGCUGAGGAUUGAGCCGGACAGACCUCAGCUUGUCUCUCUGCGUGGAAGCUAUACAAGGAGAAUGGGAGAGACAGACGACAACAAGAAAACAGACAAAUAAAGCAGUCACAAACUCUAAUAAAUGCUUUGAAGGAAAUAAAGGGUCUCAGAUGGAGAAUGACAAAUGGUGGGGGGAAGGGUCCUUACGGCACCAGAAGCCACAAGGAUGACACCAAAUGUGCAAAGAUCCUGCAGUGAGAGGCGCUCGGCAGCACUGCUGGCAGCAGGGUGCGGGGUGCAGGGAGGGACGGGCGACAGGGCUGGAGGUUGGUUAGAAAGGCAGAUCCCGCACCCUUUAGGAAGCUUGGGUUGUAUCUUCCAUCGGGCACAAAGACAACUAAAGGAUCUUAACCAGUUACGCAUGGUCCCGUUUCCCACGCAUGCUGUGCUGCUAUGGGGGAAAUGGAAGGGUGCGGGAAAGCCUGGUUGGAAGGCUACUGCAGACCCCAGGGGGCAAUGGUGGUGGCCUGGACCACGGCGCUGACAGUGGAGGUUAGGAGGAAGCCUAUGAAUUCGGGAGACAUUUUAGAGAAAGAAUUAGCGGAUAUUGCUGGUGCUUUAAAUCAGGGGUGUGGGAGUGGUAGGGGGAGCUUGUCAAGGGCAAGGCAUCGGGAGGAAAUAAGGAUGCCUUCAUGGGUUUCUGGCUGGAGCAACUGGGUGGGUGGUUUCAGUUUUCUUCUGAGACUGACAGGACAUAAGUUUUCCACUCAUGAAAGUCAGGGAGCCAGCCAAGGAGGGACCUGUUUGCAAGUCCACCUGCCUGCCGGCAAAGUGACAGGGACCCCCAACUCCAGGCCCAUAGUAAGCUCAAUUUGGACUGUCAAGUCAUACAACCCAUUUUAAAAAUCUGGAAUGAUAGACUCUCAGCAGCUUCUGUAGUCAGACCAGUCUCUGACUCUUGAUAGUUUCCAGAGCUGGGGCCGACUUCAUUGAAGACGUGAUCUCGGCCUGUGGGGAGGUGGCCAGCCAAAAUCAGGGCUCAAAGAGGCACGGAGCUGGGCCUCCCAGGGGGCCUGAGCCGGAUCUACCACCUGGAGGCCUGACACUGUCAUCAGGUGUGAUGGCUCAGUGUCUCGAGGCUCAGACCAGACCGUAACGUUUAACCAUCUUAAGCUUCUUGGCUUCCUGUCUCCUGGCCCCUGACCUGUGAGCUCAUUUCUAGUUAAAAUGAUUAGUGUGAAGAGGAAAGCUCUUCAAGACCAUCCCAGACUCAUCACUGCCAAUCAAAUACAGGGCCUGGCACUGUUCUAGGCACAGAAAGACAGUAGACAGACACCGCCCUUUGAGAACAGAUGGUCCACAGGAAGCAAACCUCUUUUUGUGUGCAAACCCCCCUCCCCCAACACACGCACGCACACGCACACGCACGCACAAGAGGCAACAUUAAGUGGAAUGAGUUUGCCUGAAAGCCAGGAGGCAUGUGUGUCACCAGUGACGUAGUGCAGAUGCUAUGAAGGCCAUCACCAGAACCUGGCCAGGUUUGAAGGAUCAGAAAAUGCUUCCCUGAGGGGCUGGUAUUUAAGCUAGACCGGAAGGAUGAGCCACCAAGCUAACGUGUUUAGGGAAGAGCAUUCUAGGCAGAGGGAAUCCUGGGGCUAGAAAGAGCUGGCAAACAAGGCUGGUGUGGCUGAAUCACCGGGAAGAAUGGAGAAACCUCCUCCCAAUAAAUGGUAGUAAAAUUAAGGAUCUAACACGACACUAUUCCUAGCUCUGGUAGUGGUGGGGACCAAGGGCCUAAGUUGCCUUCAGGCAUUCUGGUCUAGGUGAGUGGCGCUCUCCUGAGUCGGGACUUGUCGCCGGGGGUGCCAGCCUUGAACCCCCUUCAGCCACCCUGUGUUCUGUCUACAAAGGCAGUGAGUAAUGGCCAGGCAGGCAGCUGGAGGGGUUUGGGUGGCCCUGGGGGAGUCUGGUUCCUCCCCAGUCCCAUCUCCCGGUGCGGACCCUGCUCUUGCUAGCAGCGAUUGUAUCCUUGGGCAGAGAACUCAGCUCCCACAGUUUGCAUGGCCAUUAUUCUCGGGCUUCCCAGCGUCACAGCCGAUCAGUGAGUGUCAAGGGGCCCCUCUUCACAAGACAUUUUCCUAUUCCUCGCUCAGAUGUGCCAGCUUGAACUGGAGCUUGUCUGUUUCUGACAGGACCUUCCUGCCGGUCACAACCAAUAGCCAGCCAUCCUUCCUCUCUUUUUGCUUUUCCAAGAUCCCUAAAAUGACAGCCUCACUGGUCAAAUGGUUGAGGGUCCCACAAAGCAUCAGGCAUGUUAACCAGCCAGUUAAUUACCAAUUUUCCAA